AUGGCGCCAUCAAAAUCUGUCACGGAAGUUCCGCGCUCCAUUCUCCCUCGCCUCACCUGGAACGGCUCCUCCGCCUGGAUUACGGUCGCUCCAUCUCAGAGCCAUGCUCUAUCGAUACGCCUCCCUCAUAGCCAAAAGCGCGUACAGGGCGUGAGUGCCGUAGGGGAACAGCUGCGCUCCCUGACAUUUUCUCCCCACUCAUACCGCUUCUUCUCUUCAACAUCUCGAGAUCUUGGUUCAACGUCAGCCAUUACAAGACGAUGGUACAUCUCGAAGAGCACGUCGGACAACCGUCCAACCCUCGAGGGACCGAACAAUCCUAUUCGAUAUAAUGGCGUUUAUGUUGCUUCUUUUAAACCAGCGCAGCGUGCGUUCCAUGCCUCAGCGCCUCGGCAGCGGGAGCAUCAUUUCGACACUCUGAGAUUCGUACAACGGCUCAAGGAGGAAGGGUUCAGCGAAGAGCAAGCUGUCGCGAUGAUGAGGGUUUUGAACGAUGUCAUUCAGGAGUCGAUACAAAAUCUGACAAGGACAAUGGUUCUCCGGGAAGAUACCGAACGUUCGGCAUAUACACAAAAAGUGGAUUUUGCCAAAUUGCGGUCCGAGCUACUUAAUGCAGAUUCUACCGAAGCCCAGUUAACUCGCUCAUCGCAUGAGAAAAUCGCCGCGGAUCUUGCGAAACUCAACUCACGCUUACGGGAUGAGAUUGGUCGCACGCAGGCCUCGGUUCGUUUAGAUCUGAACCUCGAGAAAGGGCGUAUCCGAGAAGAAGCGAACAGCCAGGAAAUGCGAAUCAAGGAGACUGAAACUCGAAUUGAGCAGGAAGUUGCAGGACUGCGAGAACGUGUUGAGGCUGUGAAGUUCUCCACUCUUCAAUGGCUGAUGGGUGUGUGCACUGGUACAGCGGCUCUUAUUCUUGGUGCCUGGCGCUUGUUUAUGUGA
Aspergillus clavatus NRRL 1 is the source of this 939-nucleotide messenger RNA. RefSeq names its product CCDC90 family protein. Gene Ontology annotation, cellular component: mitochondrion. The transcript has 3 exons. The record is from RefSeq and is a predicted model, not a curated record. NCBI's taxonomy places the organism in Eukaryota, Fungi, Ascomycota, Eurotiomycetes, Eurotiales, Aspergillaceae. Bases 1 to 939 code for a protein of 312 amino acids.